CCCUCUAAUUCUAAACCAUGGUGUUUAAGCUUAAGGUUCUAUAUCUGGCCCUCAUUGGUAUCGUUGUCUGGGGUGUCGCGGAUGAAUAUUUUAUAAAACUUAGACCGGUGCCUUGCACAUCUGUGCAGCUGUUGGGCAUUAAAAUGAGAAACGUAUCAAGACUUUCGAAUAUCACGCAUCUGUUGGAAGCAUCUUCUGUCCUUUCUUUGAGACGAGUUGUGGGCAGUAAGAAUCACAAAUUAGUACGUUCUUAUAUUGUACAGUCCCUGAGGGAUCUCAACUGGCACGUCGAGCUGGACUCGUUUACCGAGCAGACGCCCAAACUGGGUCCGAUCAGGUUUCAUAAUAUCAUAGCCAAACUUAAUCCGAAUGCGGACCGCUAUCUGAUGCUCGCCUGCCACUACGACAGCAAAUAUUUUAAAAACAUCAAGUUUGUGGGCACCUCGGACUCGGCUGUACCUUGCGCGAUGCUACUUAAUCUGGCCCUGGUACUGAAGGAGUUCUUGAAGGAUCUGCAAGAAGCCAGUAUUAGCCUGAUGUUCGUGUUCUUCGAUGGCGAGGAAGCAAUAGAGGAGUGGACCGCCACGGAUUCAUUGUAUGGGUCGCGCCACUUGGCUCGUGUGUGGGAGGAACAGGGUUUCUUGUAUCGUAUUGAUAUGUUGGUGCUGUUGGAUCUAAUUGGCACAUCAGAUGUGCACUUCAACCACUUAAUAGAGGAAACAACCAAUUGGUAUAAAUAUCUGAUGCAGAUCGAGAACGAUUUUAGUCGUUUGGGAAUACUUCCUCCACAUAAGGCCUAUUUCAGCAUAGAACGCGUCAGCGAUCCAGAAGACGACCAUAAACCCUUCCUCGAGCGUAAUGUUCCCGUCCUUCAUUUGAUCUCAACGCCAUAUCCAUCAGUUUGGCACACUCAACACGACGAUAUAUCAAGGACGAACUUCGAUGUCACUGAACACAUUGGCAAGAUUAUCCGAUUUUUCGUUUUGCAAUAUUUCAAGCUGUUGUAGGUUACUUUCAUUAAUUAAAUGUUUACUACUUGUAUGUAUUAACGAGCUACGAAGUUAUUUUCGUUUGUUUGGAAGCCUAUGCCCUACAAUAAAACCUAUAUUUCCAUCUUGCACGAAA
Scaptodrosophila lebanonensis is the source of this 1125-nucleotide messenger RNA. RefSeq names its product glutaminyl-peptide cyclotransferase. Bases 18 to 1007 code for a protein of 329 amino acids. Gene Ontology annotation, molecular function: glutaminyl-peptide cyclotransferase activity; zinc ion binding. NCBI's taxonomy places the organism in Eukaryota, Metazoa, Arthropoda, Insecta, Diptera, Drosophilidae. The record is from RefSeq and is a predicted model, not a curated record. The transcript has a single exon.